Molecule: messenger RNA, 1218 nt
Organism: Sus scrofa (pig)
Lineage: Eukaryota; Metazoa; Chordata; Mammalia; Artiodactyla; Suidae
Gene: CLIC2
Product: chloride intracellular channel 2
Biological process (GO): chloride transmembrane transport; negative regulation of ryanodine-sensitive calcium-release channel activity
Molecular function (GO): chloride channel activity
Source: RefSeq, a predicted model, not a curated record
UCAUACCUCUUCACUCCCUGACGCCCAAAAGAGCAACAGUAAAAACCGUUUCGUCUGUUAAACUCACUGCCAGGAAAAGGAAACUUUACCAAAAAAUAAGAAAGAUCAAGGAGUCAGCAUGGUCAGCUUCUGGCUGGAAGUGAUGGGGAGAGUAUUGGAAGCUGUCCUUUUUGCCAACGCCUUUUUAUGAUACUCUGGCUUAAAGGAGUUAAAUUCAAUGUGACUACGGUUGACAUGACCAGAAAGCCUGAAGAGCUGAAGGACUUAGCCCCAGGUACCAAUCCUCCCUUCCUGGUAUAUAACAAGGAGUUGAAAACAGACUUCAUUAAAAUUGAGGAGUUUCUAGAGCAGACACUGGCUCCCCCAAGGUAUCCUCAUCUGAGCCCCAAGAACAAAGAGUCCUUUGAUGUGGGCUGUAACCUCUUUGCCAAGUUCUCUGCCUACAUUAAGAAUACACAAAAGGAGUCAAAUAAGAAUUUUGAAAAAUCUCUGCUCAGAGAAUUUAAGCGUCUGGAUGACUACUUAAACACCCCACUUCUGGAUGAAAUUGAUCCAAACAGUGCUGAGGAACUCACGGUUUCCAGAAGACUGUUCUUGGAUGGGGAUCAGCUGACACUGGCUGACUGCAGUUUGUUACCCAAACUGAACAUUAUUAAAGUUGCUGCAAAGAAAUACCGUGACUUUGACAUUCCAAGAGAAUUCUCAGGAGUCUGGCGCUAUCUCCACAAUGCCUAUGCCCGUGAGGAAUUUAGCCACACAUGUCCUGAAGACAAAGAAAUUGAAAACACCUACGCAAGUGUGGCUAAACAGAAGAGUUAGGACAGCUCUUUCAAUAGAAGAACCUCUCUUUUCACCUGUUAUCAUGUUAGAAAGGUUGUUUUGAAAUAAGAAUACGGAAAAUACUGUUUCCUCUAUCCAACUUUCUUAUGAGAAAGAACACCGACUAAAUGUUCUGUGUCUAGUUAAUCCAAACUCUCUUCCCACUGUGUAUUUUAAAGGUCUUCGUACUUUCACUUUGUUUAUUCCCAUGGCACAACCGCUGCAAUCCUAAAAAGCAUCAGUAUCUUUUGCUAUUUGAAUUCCUAGAAUGCAUCACAUGUGCAGGCUCAACAGAUAGUUGAAGUUACAAAUGACAAGCAGUCACAGUCUCAAAAUGCUCGGUAGAAACAUUUCCAUCUAAUUCAUUAAAAACAAUUUUACCCUUUUUUGUUUGGUUAA